CAUGUCUCUGCACACAGCUUUUCCAGUCUCCUCACAACGAUGCUUGGCCUUCCCAGGUAGCCUCUUAUUGUACUUGAAUGUUAAGUGGUAUAGGCAUUCCAUUCGCCCGGUUACUGGUGCACCCUAGCCGUGUUUAUCAAGUCUAGCCUUUCAAUAUACUUCCCCACAGCGGGCUAAUCUAGUGUACCCCUGAAGCGAGCGUACACUGUCCGUGCGAUUCGCGUCCGAACUUACACAGUACCGUCUCAAGCAGGUGACGGGGGACGGAAGUCGCCAGCAGACCUCUGAACAUAUGAAUCGAGGAUGUAACCCAUAAUAUUUAUUUUCUUUCAACUUAAAGCGAUUCUUCCAACCGCUAAAAAGUUACCACCUCCCAUACUUAGUUUUUCAGGAAGCCAUGGGUACCCAACGUGAAGCUGACUCACGCUCGAUCGGUUCCGCUGAGCACAUAGAAAGUUCCCCUAGGACCGCUGAUAUGAUUGAGAGUAUCCCUGGGACUCAUAUGAUUGAACCCACCGGGUUACAUCAUGGACACAACAAAGCCAAUCCUCAUGGCACGACCUUGAUUCCUCGCCCAUCUGCUAACCCGGCCGAUCCUUUGAACUGGAGUAAAAACCGGAAGUUGAUAGUCGUGCUCACACAAGGAGCCUACGUUCUCUUCAACAUUCUGCCUAUUCUCGCCACUGCCCCUCUCUAUCCGGUCCUCACUGCUGAAUGGCACAAGGGAAUUCAAACUGUCACUAUUGUGACCGGAAUCACUACUGCUACCUAUGGAACCGCCAAUUUCAUCGUUGUUCCUUGUGCGAGCAUUUUCGGACGUCGCCCAACAUUGCUUGUCAGCAGCGUAAUUUCCCUAGCUUCAAACAUUUGGUUGGCACUUUCGAAGUCGUACGACUCAUUUCUUGGUGCUCGAGUCCUAGCCGGCAUUGGCUGUGCGGCCAACGAGAGCAUAAUGGCGAUUGUCAUUGCAGACGUUUUCUUUCUGCAUGAGCGUGGCUCAUGGAUGGGGUUUUAUUUCUACUGUUACGUUGGGGGUGUACUGAUCGGCCCUAUCAUUGCGGGAGCUUUCCAACAACACGUGAAUUGGAGAAUGUUCUUCUGGUUCUGCGCGAUCAUGCAAGGGGUGGCAAUGCUUGCGCUAUUCCUCUUUGCCCCAGAAACCCGAAGAAGUGGAGAAUUCUUGUCAGAUGCGGAAAUAACGACCCCAUCCACAGAUUCCGAAGCUGUUGACCCUGGUUUCGAAAAGGGUGCGAGCCAGCAGCCUGCUGCCCAAGAGAGCAUGACGACUGCUGAUCCAAAAUUUUGCCGCGGCCGUCCAAAUCGGAGUCAACUUCUUCCAUGGCAAAAGGUGGACCGCAAGGCCGUUAGAGAGCUUUGGCUGCACUUGAUCACGCCCUUCAUCAUAUUGUUCUACCCAAUCACAUUCUGGGCGACUAUGACAGCAAAUUUAGCCUCGAAUACGCUACUAUUCCUUAUAAUGUGUCAGUCGCAAGCUCUUGCCGCUCCCCCUUACCUUUGGUCCGCGCAAAGUGUGGGGUUCUCGAACUUUUCACCACUUAUAGGUGCAGUGGUCGUUCUUGCUAUUGGAGGAACAUUGUCGGACUGGGUGGCAAUGAAGGCCACAGUACGUAACAAAGGUAUUAGAGAGCCGGAAAUGAGGCUGCCGACUCUAUUGCCUUUCUUAGCUGCGAACGUAAUCGGCAUGAUUAUGAUUGGAUUUGGCUUUCAGUAUGGCUGGCGGUGGGAGGCUCCAGUUAUUGUUGGUUAUUCCCUUGUUGGUUUAUCCUCAUCAGUUAUUCAAACGAUUGUUAUCACGUACGCUGUAGACUGUUACAAGCCAAUAUCUGGAGCGAUUAUGAAUCUAGCCACAGUACUCAAGAAUAUGUUUGCCCUCGGCAUGUCAUACUACAUCAAUAACUGGAUCAUAUCAAGCGGCUAUCUUCCGCCGAUGUUUAUGAUGAUGGGACUGACAGUCGGGUUUGGUCUAAUUGGGGUAGUUGUUUUCAUGAAAUGGGGUAAGACUAUGAGAACUUGGACGAGAAACAGCAAAGUGCACCAAAUGUAACAUUAGCACUCGAGACACCAGAGAAACCUCUUGUAAAGUUGCAUGGCGUAAUUAGGGAAUGGUGAAUUCGCAGAUAAGAACUAACAGAGUAGGCUAUGAAUAAUACAUUUUUAAGUUGGCU
Molecule: messenger RNA, 2186 nt
Organism: Pseudogymnoascus verrucosus
Lineage: Eukaryota; Fungi; Ascomycota; Leotiomycetes; Thelebolales; Thelebolaceae
Exons: 6
Coding region: 398-2065 (555 amino acids)
Biological process (GO): transmembrane transport
Molecular function (GO): transmembrane transporter activity
Source: RefSeq, a predicted model, not a curated record